Boleophthalmus pectinirostris (great blue-spotted mudskipper) is the source of this 1966-nucleotide messenger RNA. It is a transcript of the gene cerkl, whose product is annotated as ceramide kinase-like. NCBI's taxonomy places the organism in Eukaryota, Metazoa, Chordata, Actinopteri, Gobiiformes, Gobiidae. The record is from RefSeq and is a predicted model, not a curated record. The transcript is spliced from 14 exons. Gene Ontology annotation, molecular function: kinase activity. Bases 65 to 1714 code for a protein of 549 amino acids.
CCGUGAGCAGCUUACAGACGUGCUGAGCGCGCGCCGUGCGGGACUCUUCUGUUGACGGUGGAACAUGGAGCCGGAGCCGGAGCCACGCAGCGGCACGUCCCGCGACCACAGCCCCGCGCGGGGGCUGACGGGACAGAGGGAGGAGCUCAGUGAGGCGGUUGUGUUGAGGGGCAUAUUUAAACUGGGGAAGAAGAGUCAUGAUGUUCUACUGACGAAGACGAGUGUGAACUGGACACACAUCACCCCCGAACACCCCACAGGAGACGUCACUCCAGGUCCCUCAGGUCAGCUGCUGCUCAGAGACGUGUUCGCGGUGAAGGUGAAGAGGCGGCGGUGCGUGGGGCAGCAGUCGGGGGGCGCUGUGCUGGGGCUGGCGCUGUUCUGGGCCCAACGCCACGGCCCACGACUCACCGAAGAGACGCUCCACCUGCACAACGCCUCCACCGAGCACACGCAGCUCUGGUACACCGCCAUCAAGGACCAGCUCAGAGAGUUGGGCGGGCGUCCCAGCUCCCUGAAGGUGCUGAUAAACCCGAGCAGUCACAGGAAGGAGGCGGUGCACGUUUACCGCCAACACGUCGCCCCGCUCUUCAAGAUGGCCGCCGUGCAGACCGACAUCACAGUGACAGAGAAGGAAGGCCACGCCCUCUCGCUGAUGAAGGAGUGCAGGCUGCAGCAGUACGACGGUGUGGUGGUGGUGGGGGGGGACGGCUCGGUGGCGGAGCUGUGCCACGGUCUCGUCCUGCGGGCACAACUGGACACCGGCUCUGCCCUGGAGACGCCCAGCGGAGUCAACCUGCCCCUGGGCAUCAUCCCGGCCGGUUCCACAGACGUCGUGUCCUGCUCGGUUCAUGGAGUGAGAGACCCGGUGACCGCCGCGCUGCACAUCGUCCUGGGUCGGGUGGUGCGUGUGGACAUGUGCAGUUUCUGGACUCUCGGGCGUCUCGUUCGUUUCGGUUUCUGUUCCAUGUUCGGUUUCGGGGGGCGGAGUCUGGCGAGGGCGGAGAAGAGACGCUGGAUGCCGUCGCGCCAGAGGAGGGACUACGCCGUGGUCAAGACCCUCGCCCGCCUCAGAGCGGAGGACUGUGAAGUGUCGUAUGUGGAGGCCCCGACGUCCAGCCCGGAGCACCUGACGCACCUGUCACCCCUGUCGCACCGAACUCAAGACUCUGAUCUGGACUCUCGUCACACGGACGAGGAGGCGGAGUCUUGGACGACCAAUCAAGGCCUUUAUCUGAACAUCACCGUGACGUCGAUCCCAGGACUGAGUCCAGACACACCGAGAGGACUGGCCCCCAACACCAGUCUGUCCAAUGGCAGCGCGGCGCUCGUCGCCGUGGGCAACACGUCCAGGACACAGUUCGUCAAACACCUGAAGAGACUGGGCGCCCCCUCUGGACAGUUGGAUUUCCCGUUCGUCUACGCCCGAGCCGUGACCGCCGUGAAGAUCCGCCCCCGAGCUGUGAUUGGCUCAGAGGAGGAGAGCGAGGAAGAGCCGGUCCAAUCAGAGAGCAGCGCCUUCCCCAUCGUCCAAUCGGAGAGCGGCUCGGACUCCGCCGUCCAAUCACAGAAGGGCACGUUUCCCUGGAACAUCGACGGGGAACUGUUCCACCUGAAACACGAAGUCCUCGUCAGGGUUCAUCCUCGCCUCAUGUGUCUGUUCGGACAGGAAGUGGAACAGGCCGAGUCGUCUGCGUCCUGCGGCUGCAUCUGACGCUCUGAGACCCCGGGGCCCCUGAGACACUCGGCCCCUCACACCCCGGGGCCCCUGAGACACUCGGCCCCUCACACCCCGGGGCCCCUGAGACACUCGGCCCCUCACACCCCCGGGGCCCCUGAGACGCUCGGCCCCUCACACCCCCGGGCCCCUGAGACACUCGGCCCCUCACACCCCGGGGCCCCUGCUCUCCACUGUGCCCUAACUCCCGACAUGCACUGCAUCUGUAACCUGCUGUUCUGUCUCACG